Molecule: messenger RNA, 1080 nt
Organism: Bactrocera neohumeralis
Lineage: Eukaryota; Metazoa; Arthropoda; Insecta; Diptera; Tephritidae
Gene: P5cr
Product: pyrroline-5-carboxylate reductase 3
Exons: 5
Coding region: 80-916 (278 amino acids)
Biological process (GO): L-proline biosynthetic process
Molecular function (GO): pyrroline-5-carboxylate reductase activity
Source: RefSeq, a predicted model, not a curated record
CAAGGUAAAUUGUGAUAAAAACAGAAUACGUCCACUGAUAAAAGUUAUUGUGCUAGCCCUUAAAGCAAUUGUGAGAAGAAUGGCGAAAUUGGAUGAGAAAAUCGGUUUCAUUGGCGGUGGCAAUAUGGCAUUUGCCAUUGGUUCCGGUUUGAUAAAUCGGGAAUUUGUAAAAACCUCACAGGUGCUGGUGUCGGGACCAAACCUAGAAAAUCUUGCGCGCUGGCGUGCGCUUGGCAUUGCAACCACAGACGAUAACUAUGAAGUACUGGACAAAGCCGAUAUUAUAUUCAUAUGUGUGAAGCCACAUAUUCUCACACCAAUGGCUGCACAGCUGCGUAGCUUACACUCGCCUACUUUAAAAGAUAAGGAUAAGCUGUUUGUCUCGGUAUUAGCUGGCGUUAAGCUAAAGACACUUGAAGAGAAAUUCUCAUUUGUGGAAGGCUUAAAAAUGAUACGCACAAUGCCCAAUACGCCAAUGCAAAUUGGUGAAGGUAUCACAGUGUAUUCACCUGGUUCCUAUGUGAAACAACAAGAUUUGGAAAAAUUGCAUUUAAUGCUGAACUCUUUGGGCAUUGCUCAGCAAGUGCCUGAAUCGAUGAUAGACCCAGUAUCGGGUGUUGCUGGUUGUGGUCCUGCAUUUGUAUAUACAAUAAUUGAGGCUUUGGCUGAUGGUGGUGUCAAACAAGGAGUGCCCAGACAAAUGGCAUUGCAGUUCUCCGCACAAAUGUUAUUGGGAGCUGCUAAAAUGGUUUUGCUAACCGGGAAACAUCCAGCUGUUUUGAGAGAUGAGGUUUGUUCACCUGGUGGUGCUACAAUUGUAGGUGUACAUGAACUUGAAAAGGGCAACUUGAGAUCGACGCUCAUCAAUGCUGUAGAAAAAUCGAGCGAACGUGCUACUGAACUUGGCAAAAAAUAAGAAUACAGCAACAAUAAUUCACUUCCAAUAGAGUAAGCAAUUUGUGACAAUUUUAGUUAAAAAUAAUAUUGCAUAUUUGCAAGCCUUUAUUGAUUGUAUUUUUCAAAUUUACAACUAAUCUUACGUUUUAGCAAAUUAAAUAAACAUUUGUGAGUGUCAAAGUA